This is a messenger RNA of Paramecium sonneborni, 5858 nucleotides long. The record is from the annotation of a GenBank genome assembly. Lineage: Eukaryota; Ciliophora; Oligohymenophorea; Peniculida; Parameciidae.
AUGAAAAAAACCUAAUCUCUAUUUAAAAGAGUUAUAAUUUCGACUGAAAGGGGAAAGUACAAAGCCUGCUAAGUUUGUUAGAAAAAAUUUGGAACAGAACAUCAAUGCAAAAGGUAUAUGUUGCAUAUAUUUUAUAGAUGUAAAAGAGCUGUCUGUGAUAAGUGUUCUAGUUAUAAAGGAAGAGUAUUUACAGAAUCUGGAUAAGAAGAAAAAGCUUUUCAUAGAUAAUGUAAAGUUUGUAAGGAAGAAAGUGAUUCAAUAAAAAAAUUUGUGGAUUCUAAUAGAACAUAAUUUCUUUAAGAUACUAAGGCAAUAGAGUGGUUAAAGUAGUUUGGAGUUACAAAAGAAUAAGCUAAAGCAGUAAUUUAUAUAUGUAUAUUAUAUCUUAGGAAUAUUUGUAAGCGUAAAGCAAGAUUUCGCAGAGUGAAUAAUCAGAAGUCAGAAAACUCAAAAAUAAUCUAAAUAUAGCAUUUGCUGAGAUUCCUGGGGUUUUUAAUUAUUCAUUUAGAGAGUUUAUUUACUACGUAAUUAAGGAAAAUGAAUAUGAAACAUUGAAAUAAGUAACAGGUAGAGUGCUAGAAACAUUUCUUUCUAAUUAUCAUGAAGUUGGGUUUUCACCAGAUUUAAUUAUGUUGACUGUUUUUUUCCUUUGUUUUGGAACAGAAUCAUCUGCAUUCUCUUUGCUAAACAUUUUUUUUGCAGAAAUAAUAUAAGCAAAUUUAUAUCCUUCCAAUAUCAUGUCGUAUGACAAUGGCGAAGAUAUUGAUAGAGUAGUUUUAGUUCUUAGUUCUUCAUUUAAAAUGCAAUAACAAGACAAACCAUUAAUAACAAAUUUUUUGAAAUCAAGAUUAAUAAAAUAUUAACAGUGUUUUACUAUAAAUAUGUUACAAUUUGAAUCAACAUAUUAUGUUAUUGAUUCAUUAUAUUCUUUGCAGUAAAAAGCAUAAGAUGAAUUUAUUAAAUUUAUUGCAUCUGCUAUGUCAUAGAAUAUUGGUGAUGUAAAAGCUAAUCAAUUGCAUAUUGAAGAAAUUGAAGUUAUUUUGUUAAGAUAGGUUAAAUAUUCUAUGAUUGAAGAAGGAUAUUUUAAAACAAAAAGUGUAUAAUUUUCACCCUAUGUGAAAACAAUGUCAAGGUCUUAAAUUACAAGCAGAUUUUCUUCUGUUAUUUAAGAUUCUACAUCAAGCAAUAUGGAUUUUGAUAGAGUGACUAUUUUACAAAAAAUUGUAGAUAAUUAAAAAGAAGAAAUUGCAAAAUUAAAUUCUUAAAUAACUGGAACAGAAUUGGUUAGAAAAAGAACUGUUUAAUUAAAAUAAAAAGAUCAAAAUAAUAUAUAGAAUGAUUUAAAAUAAGUUGAAGAUGAAGACUUAGUAUUUUCUAAUUUGAGAAGAAAGACAUUGCAUCUUCUUAAUUAAGAAGAAGUUAAUGAAGAUGUUGCUAUUUUGACAGAUUAUAUCAAUAAAUUAGAAGAGGUUUUGAUAUUAAAGCAUAGAGUAGUCAAGGAUUAAAAUAUUAAAAUAUUAGAAAUUUAAGAAAAAAAUUAAAUAUUAUUUGAAGAAAUAUAAAAAUUAAAAAAAGAAGUUUAAUUAUCUGAAGUUAAAUUUAUAGAUUAAACUAAAAUUACUCAUUAGAUUGAAAAAGAAGUAAAUGAAAAAUCUAGAAUUAUUGAUGAAUAUAAGAAAAAAAAUAAAGAAUUGUAAGACAAUUUGAUAUCAGCUUAAAAUGAAAACAAUAAAUAUAAAAUUUAACUACUUGAAGUUAGAGCUUUAGAAGGAACAUAAGCUAUUAGUGAUGGAUUUAAAUAAAAUACAUAUUAGAGAGAAGUUUAAAGUUUAUAAGAUGAAACUGCUAGACUUAAAAAACAAAUUUCAGAAUUAGAAAAUUAGAUUUUAGAAUAAAAUUCAAAAUCAAGUGAUUAGAAUGAAACAAGAAAGCUUUAAAUUUAAAUAACUUAACUUGAAUAAUCAAAAUUUUUGAUUAAUGCUUAAUUGAGUUAAAGAGAGGCAACAAUAACCUAAUUAUAAAGAUAAAUUUAAGGACUUUUGGAUGAAAGUAGCAUUAAAUCUGAAAGUGAUUAAAUUAUUCAAGAAAAAAAGAAAAAUGCUGAGUUAUAACUGUAAAUAAGUAAUUAUUUAAACUCAGAAAAAGUGUGGAAAUCUAAGUUUAGUGAUAUUGAACAUAAACUUAAAGAAUAAGUAUUAAUAAAUUAAGAAUUGAAAACUAAAGUUAACUCAUCAAAUUCUUCUAUUACAAUAACAAAGGAUGAAAAUGAGAGAAGCUAUUAAAGAAUUAGGGAACAAUUAUAAUUAGAAUUGGAAGCUAAAACAGCUCUUACAAAAUAAUUGUUUUAACAAAUAGAAGAAUUGUCUAUUAAAUUAAAUUAAGAAAGAACUAAAUUUUAAAACUUAUAGAUUGAUUAUGAUCAAUUGUUAGAAUAAACUAAUUUUAGAUAAAAUAGGUCUUAAACAAUAUAACAAUAAAACUAAUAAAAAGAUUAAAGAAUUUAAGAAUUUAGUGCAUAAAUAGAAUAAUUAUAAUUAGAAUUGUCUAAAGCAAAAUCAUAAUAAACUUAAUUAUCUACUAUGCAUCAGAAUCUUUAAGAUAAUUUUAAAGCAGCAGAAAUGAAAAUAGUGGAAUUAGAGCAUUCAAAAAGAAUGUAUGAUAGAACAAUUUAAGAAAAAGUAGAAUUAAUAACUUCAUAUGAAACUAAAAUAAAAGAAUUAAAUACUUAAAAGGCAUAAUUAGAUGAUUAAUUAACAGAAAGUUUAAAAAAAUAAAGUGAUUACAGGGUUUAAUUAGAGGGUAUUUAAUUUUAGGUUGGAAAUAAAGGAAGAGAAUAAGAAAGUUUGAAAUAAAAAAUUGAAGAACAAGAAUUAAUAAUAUUAGGUUAUAAGGAAAUGAUACAUAAAGUUAAGGAAUCUAACGAAUAUGAAUAAAAUGAAAAAUCAAUCCUUGGAAAUGAAUAAGAAAAUCUUAAAAAAUAAUUACACAUGAAAGAGGAAUAAAUUAAAUCAAAAUAAGAAUAAAUUAAUAGUUUAAAUGAAUAGAUGAGAAGUUUGAAUGAAAAAGUGUCUAAUUUAGAAUAAUAAAGAACACUUUAACUAAAAUAAGUGAAACAUUUGGAAGAUUCAUUAAAUUCAAAAGAGAGAGAACAUAUGACAGAAGUAUCUAAAUUAAUUUCUGAAAGAGAUUUAUCUAAAUAACGGGUUAAUGAUAGUGAAGCUUAGAUAUUAAAAUUACAAUAAAAUGAUAAGAAAUUAAAAAAUGAAAUUUCAAACUUAAAUGAAGAAUUAUAAUAAUAAUUAUUAACACAGGAGCAAUUAAACCGAUAAAUUAAAGAUUAUGAGAUUUAAUAAAAUUCUUCAAGGGAAAUGUCUCUUGAAAAUAACAAAGUCUAAUAAAUAAGAUUAGAGAAGUUGGAACAACAAAACUAAAAUAUGAAUAUCAAGAUUGAAGCUUAAGGUUAAGAGAUUAAAUCCUAUAUUGCAAAAAUAGAAGAAUAAUUAACAACCAUAACUGAAUUAAAAUUUAAAGUAUAAGAUGAAGAAAGCUAAAGAAAAGCAAAAGAAAAAUAAGCUAAUGAUAAAAUUUAAUAAAUAGGUUUGUUAGAGAAUUAAUUAGUAAAAAUAUAAGAAAAGUAUAAUUAAUGUAAUAGGUAAUUAUAAGAGAUAUAAAAUCAAUAUGAUGAUCUUAAAAAAAAACAUGAUUUCGAAUCAAAUAAUAUGCAAUCUUUGUAAAGCAAAUCAAUUGAAUAUAAUUCAUUGUAAUAAAGAUACAUUGAUUAAAGUCAAAAGAUAAGUUCUUUAGAAAAAUAAUUAUUGGAUUAUAAUGAAAUCUCAGAUCAAUAUUAAAAGCAAAAACGAGAACUUUAAAGUUUAACGGAUUUGCUUGAUUCAAAGUUAGCAACUAUUAUAGCUCAUGAAACUAAAAUUAUUGAUUUAACAAAUUAAUUAAAAGAAUCUAAUUAAUAAUUAUAAUAAGUAAGAAGAGAAAAUCAUGAAAUUAUGCAAAAGAGAGCUUAAGAUAUGCAAGCUAUGGCUUAAUUAAAAUAAAUAGAAGUAGAAAAUGGAGAAUUAAAAUAAUAAGUUUAUUCUCAUGAAGCAACUAUUUAAAAUUAAGAAGCUUUAUUAUCAGUUUUAAAAGGAAAUUAAUUAAAUUUAGAAUAAAGCUAAAUGAAAUUAAAAAUUGAUUAUCAACAUUUGGAAGAAAAAUAUAAUGAAAAAUUGUAAGAUUUAGAUGAAAAAUCUAAGACUCUUAUCAAUCUCUAAAAUAAAUUUGAUUCGUUAAACUAUAGAGUUUCAUAAUAUGAAGAGAAUUUAAGAAUAAUAGAAGAAUAGAGAGAUGAUUAUUAAAGUAAAUAUGAAUUGGCGUUGCAGGAAUUAGAUAUAUAUAAAGGAAAGGAUAAAGAAAUUAAUCAAAUGGCAACUAAUAAAAUAGAACUAUAAGAAUAAAUGCAUUCGAUCUAAAAGAAAAAUAAAAUCUUAGAGAGAGAAUUAUAAGUUGCUUAAAAUGGAUUAUAAUCAAAAGAAUCGGAUAUUUUACAACUUUAACAUACUAUAUAGAAAAAGGAAUAAUAAAUAACUACAUUAGAAGGAGCAAUAGUUAAACUUAAAUCUGAUUUAUCUAAUUCAAAAAAUUCUUAUGAAUAAUUACAAUUAGAAUUAACUGAAAUGAAUUCAGAAUAAACUUCAUCAGGUGAAUUGUUUUCUUAGGUUAAAAAAUUAACUAGUGAUAAUUUAAAUAAAAACACUUAAAUUGAUUAAUUAAAAUUAUAAAUUAAUGAAUUAUAAGAUAAAAAUAGAAAUCUUGAAAAAUAAUAUAAUAAAUUAAGAGGAGAUGCUUUUGUAGGAAAUACAGUAAAUUCUGAUUCUUUUGAAUUAAGACAAAGAUUAGAAGAAUUAGAAAGUUAAUUUAAUAAGUCCUAAUUUACAAUCAAACAAAAAGAUUAAUAAAUUCAAGAAUUAAAAUAUUAACUUGAAAAUUAAAAUUAAUAAACAGUACCUUAAAAAGAAAAAUAGAAUAAUAAAUAGCAAAAGAAUCACACUAAUGAUACUGACAAUAUGAAAAUAUAAGAAUAUUAAUUUAUUAUUGAAUAAUAGACAGAAGAAAUAGAAAAUUUGAAAAGAAAUUCAUAAGGUUUAGGAGAAGAAUUAACAGAAUUACUAACUUAAAUUGUAAGUGUGUUCUUAAAAAAGAAAAUAAAAAAAGAUUAAUUAACUAUUGCAACAGUUCUUGAUUAAAUUAAAGUAUUUUAAAAGGAAAAUAAAAGUUUAACAAUUAGAGAAGAGGAUGAUGAAUAAGUAGUGCUGUAAAAGCUCUAAUAAUAUAGAGGUGACUAUAUCAACUUUAGAUUUCGGGUUGAAUAAAAUUUAACAAGAAUAACUGUUUUAAAGUAACAAAUGCUUUAAGUUAUAUCUGAAGCAAAGAUUUUUGGAAAGAAAAAAGAUGUAGAUAAAAAUAUGGAUGUAGAAAACUUAGUGAUGUAUUUAAAGUUGCUUUUAGAUUCCUAAGCUGUUUAGUAUAGCAAUUAAUUGUAACUAUGUUAAUAAUAUGAAGCCGAAUUAAAAUCAUAUUAAAAUAAUACAAGUCCUUAAGGUUAAAUUAUAUAAUAAGUCAAAGAAUUAUUAUCAAAGGCCCCAUUUUUAACAUAAUAAUAAAUAUACUAAUUUACAGAACCAAAAGUUUCUAUUAAAUUAAGAAAAGAUUAAGAUUAAGAAGAUGCCAGACUAUUAUUAGAAGCAAGAAAUUAAUAAAUUUAAUGGCUUAAAAAUUUGAUUAAUGAAAAAUAAGACCAAUUAGCGGUAAUGAACACAUAUUUAACAAAUUUGAAAUAACUGAUGGACAAAUAUCAUUUGAAAUGA